AUGAGUCAUUCAAGUAAAAGCACGUGCUACCAAGACAACAAACAAAAGAACACCAAAUUGAAACAGGAGUCUACAAAUUCUAAAUACUAUUAUGUCCACUCUUGUCUUAGUUAUUUGGCAAUGAAGAAGAAAUAUUCUUUCAUUGUCCUCAACAAUAAAAGAACAAACUUUAAGAUGGCUCCACACUUUGAAAUUGCUAACAUCUUUGAUGAGCAGGGAAAAUUAGUUUUCGACUCUAACGAGAAAUAUUUUGUUGAAAACUCAAACAUUGUCUUUGACUCUGAUGGAUUACCAAUAAAGAAAAGUUCAUUAUUCAAUACAUCAGAGUGUGUCACUAUAUCUGAAAGCAAAGGAGUUGAAGAAAUGAACAACAAUGACAAAUUGCUGUAUUUAAUGAACUUCAUGAAUUACAAAAUCAAUUUUUUCUUCCCAUCAGAAAAACAGAGUAAAACACAAACACGGACAGCAAAAGAUACAAAGAAACUGUCAAGCAUCAGACUGUUAUAUAUUCCGUCCUACAACAUCAAAAUAUCCAAUUUUGAAUUGAAAAAGAGACGUGAGACUGAAAAAGACGAUGGGAAAUGUGGUCUUCAGUUUUUUUCAAAAAGUUUCAAAACUAUGAAAAUCAAAAGCAAAACUCGUAAAGGCGACACGGCGAUAUUCUUAGGUAACAUCCCUCAGUCAUAUAACAAGCAAUACUCUAACAUCAAACGUGUGACACUUGAAGACUAUGAAAAGGAAAUUAUCAGUACCAAAAUGAACAUAAGUGUGAUGACGUCAUCGACAGAUUCAACUGUAGACAAUGUGAUAAACAGCGAAGAUAAGUCAAUGGUCUGUGAUUAUGAAGAUAAAGACAUAGUCAAAGAAGAAGAAAUAGAUGGGAUUAAGAGUGUUGAAAUUAAAGAAGAAAUAACAAGCCAAACCAUCACUUGUUCUUCACCACAAGGCAUUUCCACAGAUAUCAUACAUGAAAACGUAACACUGCCAAUAUACUAUGUCCCAGUCGCCAUUUCAGUUGUGAACAACACACCAUUUGCCAUUCCUAUGUUUGACAUGAAUUAUUUCAACACCAUUCAACCAUGUUAUUUCAAUAUAAAUCAACCGAGUCUUAAUUCUGUUGAUGAAUAUUCAAUUGAUGGUUUCAAUAACACUCAAAAUUGUGCUGAUGUGAAUAAUUAA
This is a messenger RNA of Entamoeba invadens IP1, 1179 nucleotides long. RefSeq lists its product as hypothetical. The record is from RefSeq and is a predicted model, not a curated record. Bases 1 to 1179 code for a protein of 392 amino acids. The transcript has a single exon. Lineage: Eukaryota; Evosea; Mastigamoebida; Endamoebidae.